Molecule: messenger RNA, 3536 nt
Organism: Macrobrachium nipponense
Lineage: Eukaryota; Metazoa; Arthropoda; Malacostraca; Decapoda; Palaemonidae
Product: N-acetylated-alpha-linked acidic dipeptidase 2-like
Exons: 20
Coding region: 245-2623 (792 amino acids)
Molecular function (GO): carboxypeptidase activity
Source: RefSeq, a predicted model, not a curated record
UAUUUUUAAGCUCCGUUCACAACCUGCCCGAAACCACCGACCUGUGAAAUUCGCAACUUUAAAAACAAACCCUUCUGAACGCGGCCCAGCUGAUCGCUGUGUCAUAUCGGGCGAAGUGUAUGUGAGUGUAUAUUUUGUACCCGAAUUACAGUGUACGUGUGAUGGAAUUACGGUAAUAACAGCGGUGGAUAUCUAAGGAAAGCGAGCAGAUGUACACGUAAAUGCAAGCCCACACCUACUCAAAAUGUCAAGUGAAGAUUUAACAAGCGUCUUGCUAGAAACACCUUCAACGUCAUUUUUACCCCAUACACGAAAUAAUGCCAGGCCAAGAAACUGCCAUCCUACUUCAGGGUGUGUCCGGGCCUUAUUAACUGAAAGAAAUCGUACCUUUUGUAUUAGCAUUCUCAUCUUACUGCUGACAACUUUCUCCUUAAUUCUUCUUUCAAACUUUGUGCCCUUUAUGCAUAAUUCCUUGAAUGGCCUGCAUGUUAAUAAUGAAGUUCCAGUCGUUUUAGGAAGGCAUCACAGAAAACGAGAUAUACAACUUGACCCAGAGAACGUGAUUCUUCAAGAAACCAGUGGAGAUGCCAUAUUGGAAACUUUAAGGUACCUCACAUCAGAACCUCACACUGCUGGCACAGAAGCAGACACCAGGCAAGCAAAGUGGGUUGCUCAAGUUUGGACAGAUCAAGGACUGGAUACAGUUAACCUAAUUCCUUACACUGUUCUCCUGUCAUACCCAGACAGGAAGAAGAAUAACACUGUGAAGAUCAUUGAUGACCAAGGGAUGGUACGCUGGACGUCUCAUUGUCAUCAGACGCCUUUAGGGCCAGGAGAAGAUCAUCCAGAUGUCUUUCAAAACUUUAAUGCGUACUCUGCUCCUGGGGAAGUUGUGGCUGACAUUGUAUAUGCUUAUUUUGGGCGAGAAGAAGACUAUGAUUACCUUCAGAGCCAGAAUGUGUCUGUAAAUGGGAGCAUUGUUCUCACUAGAUAUGGUGACAUCUUCAGAGCAAAUCAAGUGUUGAAUGCAGAGGUUAGAGGCGCUGCAGGAGUGUUGCUAUACUCUGAUCCAGCCAACGUAUGUCCAGAUGGAUGUACUCCAAAUGUUACCUACCCAAAUACUGUAUAUGACCCCAUGGAAGCUGUCCAGCUAGGCACAACUUACUUAAAUAAUGGCGAUCCAUUGACUCCGUUCUACCCUUCUAUUGAGAGUGCUUUCAGAAUUCCUGAAGAAGAAGCAGCUAUUCCAAAGAUUCCAGUCCAGCCAAUUAGUUAUACUGAUGCUCUUCAAAUUUUCAAACACUUGGGAGGAGAAAAGGCUCCUGAUGAAUGGCAAGGUGGAUUAGACAUUGAAUAUCGUCUUGGUCCUGGCUUACGAAAUCCAUCGUGGACUACACAGCUAUCAGUGCACACAAGUUCUGCUAAUGCCAGUAUUUUCAAUGUUAUUGGGACAAUUACAGGAGUAGAGGAGCCAGACCGAUAUGUUAUUCUCGGAAACCAUCGAGAUGCAUGGAUAUUUGGUGGUGUAGAUCCAAGCUCUGCUACUGCUGCACUUCUUGAAGUAACCAGGCUUUUCUCCCAGCUUGUCCAAAGAGGCUGGCGACCCCGAAGAACCUUGAUCUUUUGUAGUUGGGGUGCUGAAGAAUAUGGCUUAGUUGGGUCUACUGAGUGGACUGAACAGUUUUCAACCCAUCUCCAACAUAGGGCUGUUGCUUAUCUCAAUGUCGACAUGGUGUUUGAAGGAACUUACAGCUUCAAGUCAAUGGCAUCCCCUCUACUGUAUGGAUCAAUUAUACGAGCAACCCAAAAAGUUCCCAAUCCAGAUGAUGAUGAAGUUCUCUCUGGAAGGCCAUAUCUCUUUGAUACAUGGGUGGUCAAGGAUCCUGACCCUGUACAUGAGGGAAGACCGAAGUUUUUCGGCCUUGGAAGUGGAAGUGAUUUUACCACAUUUCAACAUGUCCUUGGCAUCCCAUGUUCAGAUAUGAUGUAUUCAACUGAGCCAGAUGCCCUAGCUCUUCCCCUGUAUCACACACUGUAUGAGACGCUUCACUUAGCAGUUGAUCUGUAUGAUCCUGUGAUUCACUUUCAAGUAGCUCUGACGCAGGCAUGGGCACUAGUAGCCCUGGACUUAGCUCAGGAGCCGGUAAUACCUUUCUCAGUAGAUCUUUAUGGAGAGUUUGUAAAAGAAGCCUUUUUGUCUAUUAAAAAAGAGUAUGGUUCAGUCUUCAGCAAAGAAGGAGUAAAAUUAGAUUACUUUGAGAAAGCUGUGGAGGAAUUCUUCCAGGCCACGCAGAACUGGACCUUAGAAGCAGGAGCUAUUGACCCAAAUAAUCCUUUAGCACUUCGGGCUUUCAAUGAUGCACAAAUGCUGGUUGAUCGCUCCUUCAUUGAUCCCCGAGGUCUCCCAGGAAGGCCUGAAUACAACCAUGUAGUAACUGCCCCUAGUAGCACCAAUACAUACAAUGCUGAUAGCUUUGCUGGGUUGCAAGAUUUGCUGCACAAUAUCGAGGACUUGCCAGAUGAAGAGAGGGAGAAGAGAUGGAGAGCAGUCAAAGAGCACUUGGCUGUCAUCACCCACUUAACACAAGCAGCAGCUAAUGCUUUAUCCUGGGAUCUUUGGUGAUGAGUUUUGCACGUGAUUAUUCUAACUUAGUGUUGGAGGUAGUUUAUUGGCUUUUUUCCAGCAACAUUGGCAAUGAUAUCUAACCUACGACUCAAAUUUUUCUUUUCAAGUCUGACAAUAAUUCUAUGAUAUUCUUAGAUUCCUAAAUUUUAACUGAUUUUCAUGUUUUCUUAAGAUUAUGUAUGUACAUGUAUUGUUUCUGGACAUGGUAAUGAUACUGAAUACAGUAUACACAUACUGUGAGGUGAAUCUUAAGCUAGUCAGUAGUGCAACUAAUGAAGUGUUCAACUACCAGCAAUUACCUUAUUUCCCAACAUCGAAGAUGCUGUUUUUCUCCCAAAAUGUCUCAAAAAUUUACUGUGCAGAGGAAAGUUAUUUUUGCUAGAGUAAUCAGAACUCUUGGGUAAAACAGUAAACAAACCACUAAAAAUAAAAAUAAAACAUGCAGUCACAAAGAUUGAUUUCCUUAUCCACAGAUGAGAAGAAGCUGAAAAGUAUAUCAGUACAAUAUUGCCAGUAAUUUUGCUCUUCUCAGAUGACCAUGACUUCAAGGGAACCUUAUUUAACUGACAAAAGUAAAAUUGCUGUAUGUCAAAAGGGUUUAUGUACUACCAAUAAAUUGUACUCUAGCAAGAAUACCAUAACCAAAGUGGAAAUUUGGUAGUAUGUUGCCUCUUACGAUACUUAAUUGAGAAGUGUAUCCAUGAUUUUUUUUAUGCUUGAUAACAGAGUGCAAAAUAUUUUCAGGGGUUAAGGAUUGAAAUGUUUUUCCUUAUUUGUAAUAUCAGUAUUAUGUUGAUGUUAAUUUUAAUUAUGUGUAUUUUUUAUUUGUUUUGUUUAGAAUUAUUAUGUUGUACGGGUAAGCAAGUGUUACUGCGCAAUGAGAGGUUAUUCUGUAUUUCUAGUAUUUCCA